AACUAAGCUCCAGGUCUCCAGGUUAUCAUCAGUGGUCAAAGAGAAGCACGUAUGUCAACACAACUGUCGGCGCUAAUCUUCACUGCGGGCUGCAGUGUUUGAUAUCAACAGGCCAUCGAGACACGUCUCGUUCACACCGCGCUCUAGCCACGGGAGAGUGAUGGUACUCCCGAACGGUCCGAGGAGCGGGUUUAGAGUUUCUCAGCUGCCACUCAAAGCACGCAUAAGCUCCACAGUGAGGAGGAGACGGGCAGGACGCCUCCGUUCAUCCGUCCAUUCAUCAGAAAUUAUCCGGACCUCCCCUAGCAGCCUGAGCAGAGGCGCGAGACGACACCACGAGCUGCUUCGGUUGGACGUCAACGUCGGGCGCGCGAGCGAGAAGGGGGGCAGCUGAGGAAGGGAGAGAAAAAAGAGCCCGUCUGUCAGUGUGUGGCGUGUGGAUGUAGGGGAAGAGAGGGGGAGAGAGGACCAGUGCCGCCGCGCAACUCCCAGCAUAUUUCAGCAUCCGACUGGACGCAUUUCACCGAGGAUACAUCCAAAUUUAAGGUUUAAUCUGCAUCUUUUGUCUAAGUGGAGAGUCACCCAUCCCCUUCAGGGAAGGGCACCAUGACCCAGGAGGGGCAGGCUCUGCCCUCUCCCACCCCACCAGAGAACCCAGUAGAGCCCAGUACAAGCACCACUACUGACCCACCCAAAGAGACACAUGACAAGACAGAUGAGGACAAGGUGGAUGCUGGAGCAAAGGAUGAGAUAGACGAAGGAAAACAAGAAGAAGACGUCAGGGAAAGUGAGGAGGGGGAAACACAGAAAGAAGUAGAAGGGAUGGUGGAAGUGGAAGGUGAUAGAAGAGAAGGGGAGUUGAAAGAGGAGUGUGAAGAUGGGGCCGGGGAUGAGCAUCAGCUGACAGAAGGAGAGGCGGAGGGGGAGAGGGAAGGGACGAAGGGGGGAGGAUGUAUAAAUAUGGAGGAAAGCUUAACGGGGGAGGAGACAACACAUGAGGCGGAGGAGAUGAAAGAGGAAGAGGAGGGGAAGGAAAAUGAAGAAAUUCACCCAUGCACAGAAGAGGAGGCAACUAAUUCUCAACAAGCUGGCCGAUUGGCAAAUGGUAUAACUGGGAAUGACGAUGAAGAUGAAGUAGGUGAAGAGGACGAGGGAGGAGAUGAGGGGGCGAUACAAACACACUUGGACACUUUCAGCUCUAAUUUUGAGACAACUGUAGAACAGGCUGACACCGAAGUGGAGGAGGAGGAGGAAGAGGUCCAAAAAGAAGGUGAUGGCAGAGAAAACCAGGACAGUUUCAGCUCAGCUUUUGAACAGAUUGUCGAGCAGGUCGACAUUCAGGAUGAAGAGGAGGAAGACGAGAGAGAGUUGGAGGAGGAGAGGGAGAAAAGUAGGGUGGACAACAAAGAUGGUUUCAGCUCCACAUUUGAGCGCAUCGUGGAAUCUGCCCUGCUCAGGGGUGGGACCUGCUACAGCAGCCUGGACUCUCUGGAUGUUCUGUCACUCACAGAUGAGACAGACAGCUGUGUUAGCUUUGAGGCGCCACUGACACCGCUCAUCCAACAGAGGGCACUGUUACAAGGUCCUGAACCUCUGGAGCUUGAGUUGGCAACAGUUCAGGAGCAAGAAGGGGCUGAGAUUGGAACAGAUACCCCAGGGCCUGAACUCGGGGCUGGGGACAGUGCUGGAGCAGUGGCUGGAGUAGGAGGAAGCCCGCUGAGGACCACCAUACCUGGGAGCAGAUCAGAGUUUGUGUUGAGCCAGCCUGGACGCUGGGCCAUUCCUAAUGGCUAUCACACAAAUUGCCAGGGAGAUAUGAUUAACUCUGUCAGCGAUGCCAACCUCACAGACGGGCUGUCUGACUCAGAUGAGUGUGAUUUGGGCAGUCUGGAACACGGGAGCACGGAUACUCUGGCCAAUGGCUGCCGAGCUGACUGUGAGGCUGCGAAGAGGCUUGCCAAGCGCCUCUAUCACCUCGAGGGCUUCAAACGCUGCGAUGUGGCCAGACACCUGGGCAAGAAUAAUGAGUUCAGCCAGAUGGUGGCAUCAGAGUACCUGAGCUUCUUUGAUUUCUCUGGCUUGUCGCUGGAUCGCGCCCUGAGGAACUUCUUAAAGGCCUUUCCACUGAUGGGCGAAACCCAGGAGAGAGAGCGGGUCCUUGUCCAUUUCUCCAGACGCUAUUGCCACUGUAACCCCCAGACACCCACCUCUGAAGAUGGAGCCCACACAUUGACCUGCGCCCUCAUGCUGCUCAACACAGAUCUGCAUGGACAUAACAUUGGGAAGAAGAUGUCCUGUCAGCAGUUUAUCAGUAAUCUAGAAGGUCUCAACAACAGCAAAGACUUUCCCAAAGAUUUAUUAAAGGUUUUGUAUAACUCGAUCAAGAACGAGAAGCUUGAGUGGGCAGUUAUUUGUAAACUGGUGGAGGAGCAAUGUGAGGGCGGGAGUAAACGUGUUGCUAGGGUAACGGACGGCAGUAACCCUUUCAUUGCCAUUCCCAUUCUCCUAAAUGCCGUCACCUACAAGCAUGGCGUGCUGACCCGGAAAAGCCACGCCGACAUGGAUGGCAAACGCACUCCAAGGGGUCGCCGAGGAUGGAAGAAGUUCUAUGCAGUUCUGAAAGGGAUGAUCUUAUAUCUCCAGAAGGAUGAGUACAAGCCAGAUACUGACAUUUCAGAGGUAGACCUGAAGAACGCAGUGCGAAUCCACCACGCUUUAGCUACUCGUGCCACCGACUACAGCAAGAGAGCCUACGUACUGAAGCUCAAAACCUCAGACUGGAGAGUCUUUCUGCUGCAGGCACCGAGUGAGGAGGAGAUGAUGUCUUGGAUCUUCCGGAUUAACCUGGUGGCGGCGCUGUUUUCUGCCCCAGCCUUCCCUGCUGCUAUCGGCUCCAUGAAGAAAUUCUGUCGGCCCAUCCUGCCGUCCUCAUCCACCCGACUGAACCAGGAGGACCAGCUGCUGAGUCACGAGAACAAGCUGAAGCAGAUGAGCCUGGAGCUGGAAGAACACCGGAAAAAUCUGCCCUCAGCUGACCCAAAAAGCAGAGAGUGGGAGGAGUACCGGCUCAAAGAGCACUACCUCGCAUACGAGAAGACUCGGUAUGAGACAUACAUCAGCCUCCUGCAGGCUAAAAUACGCACAGAGACGGAUGACCUUGAGAAGAUUGAGGCCAGCGUGAUGGGCGGCCUGAUCAUGGAGGGCGGUCUGGCCGGCCGAGAGUGCCACCUCCGCAAGACGCAGUCCUCACCGUCCAUCAGUCAGGCGCACGGUGGCCUGAACGGGAGGGCAACUGGAUGCGACAUCCCAGGAAAGAGGAGCUGAGGAAAGAAGACCAAAUGCCACAGCCCUCAAAGCAGCAUCUCUUCAAGCCAAACUAGUUAAAUCCUACAAGUCCUUCUCGGAUUUGCUGUUAGCAUUUUAUUUAUUGUGCUCCAUUCUUUAGUAAGCCAUCACUAUCCUUCCCAGAAUUUAUCAACCGUGAUGAUAAGUUCCUGUAAUGAGCAAUAGAUAAGAAGAGCGUGCGCUUGAUACCCCACCACAAGCGACCCUGCCAAACCUCAGUUCUUUUAACUUUUGUUAUUGCACAUUACAGCGAUCAUAACUGUGAUCACUAUUUAUAGCAGCAUCGUCAGUAUUAAUUUUUGAACUCAGAGUGAAGAGUUGUCUUUAGUUGAAAUGUGUUUUUUAGUUGUGAGCUGCAGUAGUUUAUAACCUGUCGAUAUAAGACUGCACAGACACAGACUGGUUUCCUUUGCCUUGCUCCGCAGCUUGGGAGUCAAGCAGUGAUUGAGAUGGACAUAGUACAGAUGGUACUACUGUAGCAUUUUGGCUUUACUUCAACUCGCGUUUACACACUCGGCCACUCACAAGACUGUGUGCUUUAUGGACCUACAAUAUUGUUGGAGAAUGGUGUCUGAAGAUGCAACAUAUCUGUCCCGGAGAUAUAGGAACUCGGAGAAGAACUCAGGAGGAUCAGAUUCCUGUAUAGCAUAUUUAUUUAUUUAUUUAACCUUUAUUCACCCCAGCAAGGGUUCCCCUCUCAACAUUCACACAUUUACAUACAUUCACAUGAGAGCAGGAGCUGCCAAGAGGAACCAUAGUUUAAACUGUUCACUGAGCUGCUCCACCGGAGGAACUGGAGGUUGAGUGCCUUACUCAAGGGCACCUCGGCACUAGCUGUUGAGGGAUUUAAAGAAUACUGUUACUUGUCAGAGAUCAAACAUGUGUUCCUGUGAUUUUUGAGCUGCCGCUUCCCCCCUCUAAUACUAACCUGUGUUUAACUGUAUGUUUCUGGAGAGGGCAAAAGCACUGUGCCAUGUUAUCCACUUACUGCUCUUUCUGUACCAUGACUGAGUAAACUGAGCUGCCAGAACUCAUAUGUAACAAUAUAUGGUUGGGCGUGAGGUUUCUGAAGACUGAAGGGCUGAACAGGAAAGUGUGGGUGGGCUGGUGUGUGCACAUGCAUGUGUGUGUACGCGUGUGCAUUGGCGUGCUUUUGAAAGUGGCUCCAGUUAAGAAUUUGAACUUGUAGGCGACAGGAAGAAGUAAAUAUAGCAGGGUCAUGUUAUUUGUAUAAAGAUUUUGUUGAGCACAUUGAGAGAAAACAAGCCGACGGCCUUAUGCUGAAUAGCACUGCCGGCACAGUCAGGCCUGGAUCUCUCAAAAGCAUCUUCAGGACAAAGUCAGCCACGUGAUAAAACGUGUUUUUAAGUCUGACUGAUCUCUGCUCUGAUUUAUAACAUGCUACAUGGACCUAUCGCAGCGUCGUUUGCCCUGUUAUAAUUUUGGGAAUUUGACUUUCUGUUGCCAAGCUUCUUAUUGAUGAAGAUGUUUUUGGGAAAGCAGGCCCUGACCGAUUUCAGAUGGAGGCUGGCUGACAGCAGAGCAUAGCAGCAGGACUGCUCUAGCGUAGUGGGCUAAAGUCAGGUAGGCUGACAGCAUGCUGGAUAGGAGAGGGGAACGGCGGCAAAACAACUCCACCAGCAAAGUAGCCAUCAAAACACCCUCCACAUGGGUGAGAAGGAGCUGAUGGAGGAGAGACUUGUUUUCUUAGAAGAGACUGGUUUGGUUUACUUAGUACGACCGUCUCUGCCAGCCAAGAACAGGCAAAAUGGACAUCCAGCACACAUUACUCCAAAUUGAGGAAAACAACAUAAUGAGGCCGAUUCUUCUGGAAGGAGGACUUGUGUAACGUUGUGGGAAAAGGACAUAUGGUGGUAUCGCUCUCUGUGAGCACCUCAAUUGAUCCUAUAUCCCCCAAACACACACACACAUACACACGUUCUCUUUCUGUGUGAUUUGUUAUGUAAUGACACAACUGUAGAUCAGUGAGUUCAGCGCCCCCCUCACACAAACACAGUGUGACUCAGAAGCAUGUAGACAUAACCAGGGUUGCGGAUAUUGAUGGGAGGAACAAUUAUAUCUUUGGCUCCGGACACAUUGCUUCUGUUGCUACGUACAUUGUAUUAACAGUGACUGAUGGGAUCUGAGAUCCUUUUGGGACUUUGCUGGAAAUCUGGAAUCACAGCUGGAAUCCUGGAACCUGAUUCUUGUACAGACCAAAACGCUGAAACAGGAGCGGAGCUUUCAGAGAGGAAGUACUUUUUCUAAAGCUGUAUUGUUAGGAUAAAUACCUGCUUUCUUACACGGAGACUUCCCCUUAUAGUCACUUUGGCUGUUGUGCUAACCAUUGUUUCCCAAUGUUCUAGGUUAGGCCUGUGCUGUAAUAUAGGGUUGUGGAAAAAAAAUAGUUGAUUGUUAUGUUUUAUUUAAGUUAAAAAAAAAAAAAGACAACUUCGGCACUUUGAUGUCAGGAUUGGAUUUUUCUUUUUGUUUGUUUUGUUUGUAUAUCUGAACUUUUCUGACAGGAUGCUCAUACUAUGUAAAGGACAUAUUUACUGAAUAUUUAGUCUGUGCUUCAUAAAGUAAGCUUUUAUACAGAUUGAUUGUGGUUGUAAUUUAUAAAACUGUCAAGACUAAAACAAUGAAAA
Molecule: messenger RNA, 5993 nt
Organism: Pundamilia nyererei
Lineage: Eukaryota; Metazoa; Chordata; Actinopteri; Cichliformes; Cichlidae
Gene: psd2
Product: pleckstrin and Sec7 domain containing 2
Exons: 16
Coding region: 607-3324 (905 amino acids)
Biological process (GO): regulation of ARF protein signal transduction
Molecular function (GO): guanyl-nucleotide exchange factor activity
Source: RefSeq, a predicted model, not a curated record